CACGCAGAGACAGAGAAGCUUCAGAGAGAGGGAAAGAAGAGGGGGUCCUUCCUGACCCAAGGAAUUACCACUAGUGGAGUAAAGCCAUCUGACUUUUUAAUCUUAUUUUGGUUGUCUCUUCUCUUCCUCCACUCACAGCUCUACCAGCUUGGGUUUCGUUUCUUUCCUGAAGCCUUCUCUCUUCCUCCCAGAAAAGGAGGAAGGGAAGAGAGAGAGAGAGGUGGACGCUCUAGAUGAGUGCAUCAGCUGGUUUCAGCCCGAAGAGACAAGAAUUAUCUGCCUAGGAAGCUCCUCUGUUCUCAGGCGCCCACCGCCAACCCGGGUGUCUGCAUCCUUUAACUGUGCAGAGGGGCAGAUCUCUUCUAGAGUUACGAUUAACGAGCAUACCACCAAGAGAAAAUAUCAGAGACAACACCACAGAGAUUCCUAAAACUCCAUGCUGGGUACUGCAGGCAGCUCUUGAACCAAGCUCUGGGUGAGAAGAUGGGGACAGAAGGGGAAACAGUAGCCCUGAAGAACAUGUUCAUUGGUGUCAACUUGAUCCUACUGGGCACUAUGCUCAAGCCCUCUGAGUGUCAGCUGGAGGUGGCCACAGAAAGGGUCCAGAGACAACCGGUGGAGGAAGAAGGAGGGGUUUCCAGCUACAAUACAUCCAGCAAGGAGCAGCACAUGGUCUUCAACCAUGUGUACAACAUUAAUGUGCCCCUGGAGAGCCUCUGUUCCUCAGGGCUAGAGACCUCGGCUGAGCAGGAGUUGAGUGCCGAAGAUGACACUCUGGCAGAGUACACAGGCCAAACCUCAGACCAAGAGAGCCAGGUCACCUUCACCCACAAGAUCAACCUCCCGAAAAAGGCCUGCCCAUGUGCCAGCUCUGCCCAGGUACUGCAGGAGCUGCUGAGCCGGAUCGAGAUGCUGGAGAGGGAGGUGUCGCUGCUGAGAGACCAGUGCAAUACCAACUGCUGCCAGGAAAGUGCUGCCACAGGACAACUGGACUAUAUUCCUCACUGCAGUGGCCAUGGCAACUUUAGCUUCGAGUCCUGUGGCUGCAUCUGCAAUGAAGGCUGGUUUGGCAAGAACUGCUCAGAGCCCUACUGCCCUCAGGGUUGCUCCAGUCGGGGUGUAUGCGUCGAUGGCCAGUGCGUUUGUGACAGUGGAUACAGCGGGGAUGACUGCUCCGAACUCCGAUGCCCUACAGACUGCAGUGCCCGGGGACUCUGUGUGGAUGGGGAAUGUGUCUGUGAAGAGCCCUACACAGGCGAGGACUGCAGGGAGCUGAGGUGCCCUGAGGACUGUUCAGGGAAGGGGCGAUGUGCCAAUGGUACCUGCCUGUGCCAGGAGGGCUACGCUGGUGAGGACUGCAGCCAGCGACGGUGUCUGAAUGCCUGCAGCGGGCGAGGACACUGCCAGGAGGGGAUCUGCAUCUGUGAGGAGGGCUACCAGGGCCCUGACUGCUCAGCAGUUGCCCCUCCAGAGGACUUGCGAGUGGCUGGUAUCAGCGACAGGUCCAUUGAGCUGGAAUGGGACGGGCCGAUGGCAGUGACGGAAUAUGUGAUCUCUUACCAGCCGACGGCCCUGGGGGGCCUCCAGCUCCAGCAGCGGGUGCCUGGAGAUUGGAGUGGUGUCACCAUCACGGAGCUGGAGCCAGGUCUCACCUACAACAUCAGCGUCUAUGCUGUCAUUAGCAACAUCCUCAGCCUUCCCAUCACUGCCAAGGUGGCCACUCAUCUCUCCACUCCUCAAGGGCUACAGUUCAAGACGAUUACAGAGACCACCGUGGAGGUGCAGUGGGAGCCCUUUUCAUUCUCCUUCGAUGGGUGGGAGAUCAGCUUCAUUCCAAAGAACAAUGAAGGAGGGGUGAUUGCUCAGCUCCCCAGCGAUGUUACCUCCUUUAACCAGACGGGACUGAAGCCUGGGGAGGAGUACAUUGUGAAUGUGGUGGCACUAAAGGAACAAGCCCGGAGUCCCCCUACUUCGGCCAGCGUCUCCACUGUAAUUGAUGGACCCACGCAGAUCCUGGUUCGAGAUGUCUCUGACACUGUGGCCUUUGUAGAGUGGACCCCACCUCGAGCCAGAGUUGAUUUCAUUCUCUUGAAAUAUGGCUUGGUGGGUGGGGAAGGCGGGAAGACUACCUUCAGGCUACAGCCUCCCCUAAGCCAGUAUUCGAUACAGGCCCUGAGGCCUGGCUCUCGCUAUGAGGUGUCUGUCAGCGCAGUCCGAGGGAUCAACGAGAGCGAUGCCACAAGCACCCAAUUUACAACAGAGAUCGAUGCCCCCAAGAACUUGCGAGUUGGUUCCCGCACAGCAACUAGCCUUGAUCUUGAGUGGGAUAACAGCGAGGCAGAAGUUCAGGAGUACAAGGUUGUGUACAGCACCCUAGCAGGAGAGCAGUACCAUGAGGUGCUGGUGCCCAGGGGCAUUGGUCCAACAACCAGGACCACCCUCACAGAUCUGGUACCAGGCACAGAAUAUGGAGUUGGAAUAUCUGCUGUCAUGAGUUCUAAACAAAGUGUGCCAGCCACCAUGAAUGCCAGGACUGAACUUGACAGUCCCCGAGACCUCAUGGUAACAGCCUCCUCAGAGACUUCAAUCUCCCUCAUCUGGACCAAGGCCAGUGGCCCCAUUGACCACUAUCGAAUUACUUUUACCCCAUCUUCUGGAAUUGCCUCAGAAGUCACUGUGCCAAAGGAGAGGACUUCGUAUACACUGACAGAUCUAGAGCCUGGAGCAGAAUACAUCAUUUCCAUCACUGCUGAGAGGGGUCGGCAACAGAGCUUGGAGUCUACCGUUGAUGCCUUCACAGGCUUCCGCCCUAUCUCCCAUUUGCACUUUUCUCAUGUGACCUCCUCCAGUGUCAACAUCACCUGGAGUGACCCAUCUCCCCCAGCAGACAGACUCAUUCUGAAUUACAGUCCUCGGGAUGAAGAGGAAGAGAUGAUGGAGGUCUCCUUGGAUGCCACCAAGAGGCAUGCAGUCCUCAUGGGUCUACAGCCAGCCACUGAAUAUAUAGUGAACUUGGUAGCUGUCCAUGGUACAGUAACCUCUGAGCCCAUAGUGGGUUCCAUCACUACAGGAAUUGAUCCCCCCAGAAACAUCACAAUCAGCAAUGUGACUAAGGACUCCGUGACCGUUUCCUGGAGCCCUCCUGUUGCAUCUUUUGAUUACUACCGAGUAUCAUAUAGACCCACCCAAGUGGGACGGCUGGACAGCUCAGUAGUACCCAACACUGUGACAGAAUUCACCAUCACCAAGCUGUACCCAGCUACCGAAUAUGAAAUAAGCCUCAACAGUGUGCGGGGCAGGGAGGAGAGUGAGCGCAUCUGCACCUUGGUACACACAGCCAUGGAUAGCCCUGUGGAUCUGAUUGCUACUAACAUUACCCCCACGGAAGCCCUGCUGCAGUGGAAGGCACCCAUGGGUGAAGUAGAGAACUAUGUCAUUGUUCUUACACACUUUGCAGUCGCUGGAGAGACCAUCCUGGUUGAUGGAGUCAGUGAAGAAUUCCAGCUUGUUGACCUGCUCCCUAGCACUCACUAUACCGUUACCAUGUAUGCCACCAGUGGCCCUCUCACGAGUGGCACCAUCGCCACCAACUUCUCUACCCUGCUGGACCCUCCUGCCAACCUGACAGCCAGUGAAGUCACUAGACAAAGUGCACUGAUCUCUUGGCAGCCACCCAGAGCAGAGAUUGAAAACUAUGUCUUGACAUACAAAUCCACCGAUGGAAGCCGCAAAGAGUUGAUUGUGGAUGCUGAGGACACCUGGAUUCGCCUGGAGGGCCUGUCAGAGAACACUGACUACACAGUGCUCCUGCAGGCAGCUCAGGACGCCACACGGAGCAGCCUCACCUCCACUGCCUUCACUACAGGAGGCCGGGUGUUCUCUCAUCCUCAGGACUGUGCACAGCAUUUGAUGAACGGAGACACUCUGAGUGGAAUUUAUACCAUCUUCCUCAAUGGGGAGCUAAGCCAGAAGUUGCAAGUAUACUGUGACAUGACCACAGAUGGUGGUGGCUGGAUUGUAUUCCAGAGGCGACAGAAUGGUCAAACUGAUUUUUUCCGGAAAUGGGCUGAAUAUCGCAUGGGCUUUGGAAAUCUAGAGGACGAGUUUUGGUUAGGGCUGGACAACAUCCACAGGAUAACAUCCCAGGGCCGCUACGAGCUGCGUGUGGAUAUGAGGGAUGGACAGGAGGCAGCCUUCGCCCAUUAUGACAAGUUCGCUGUGGAGGACAGCAGAAGCCUGUACAAACUCCGCAUAGGCGGCUACAAUGGCACUGCAGGAGACUCCCUAAGUUAUCACCAAGGACGCCCUUUCUCCACUGAGGACAGAGACAACGAUGUUGCUGUCACCAACUGUGCCAUGUCGUACAAGGGUGCUUGGUGGUAUAAGAACUGCCACCGGACCAACCUCAACGGGAAGUACGGGGAGUCCAGGCAUAGUCAGGGGAUCAACUGGUACCACUGGAAAGGCCAUGAAUUCUCCAUCCCUUUUGUAGAAAUGAAGAUGAGGCCCUACAACCACCGUCUCACAUCAGGGAGGAAACGGCGAGCCUUGAAAUUCUGAGUAGUGGGCAGCCACCAGCCAAAUGAUCUUUUCUGUCAUAUGUUUGUAUUUUAUAAUAUGAGACAAGGGGGGAGGGGCAACAGUAAUGUGCCAAGUAUCUGAAGGAAGCAGGGAUCAGUUAAUCACCAUCUGCUCAUAGUUUCUGCUGCCUUGGAGCCUGACUUUCAGGCUACAUGCUCUCUCCUAAAGAGUCAUCCCUAGCCAUGCCCUCCUUUCCCACAAAGGAGGAAAAGUGGGGCAUUUAAGAGAGCCGUUCAAAGGCCAGCCAUGGAGUACAAAUUGCUGUGGCAACAGGCACACACCUUCUUUUUCUACCCCCCUUCUUAGACAGUGAUCUGGUCAUAGCCAUCCAUGGCCAGGUGAUCACAUCAACCCAGAGGAACCUCAGCAAGGGAACUUGGCCAGUCUUCCCUUAAGAGAAAAGACAUCUACCACAAUCUCACCCAACAGCCCAAGCACAUUGAAAAAAGGCUAAAGAUUCUCAUGUUCUGACCCCUUUCAUGAAGAGUGAUCUCUCUUGUAGCCCUAUUCAACUCUUCCCUUAGACUCUACCCUAGAGUCUACAGACCCACCAACCCAACCAUUGUUUUGGACUCUAGUUUCCAAGGCUAUGCCUACUUCUGGCUAUGGGUUGUGCCCCUGUGGGUUUUAAGCCACUGCUCCCAUCCUCGGUCAGUCAAUAACUUCCUUUGGUCAUAAGAAAAGAGGAAGCAUUUUGUUACUCACAUGUUAGGGUCAGGCAUUGAAGAAAGGACAGAAGAAAUCCUGGUGCCUGCUGUGCAAGUCUAUUGGUCCCGUUGGAAACAGAUCUUACCUAGUACUGCUUUUUACAUUUCUGAUCUGAUAUAUCAUGAAUUCUUUUUCCUGAUGUCCAAGCUGAAGACCUAUAUUUCUGUUCCCUGCCGGCUUUCCUUAGUAUAGGUGGCUUAGCAAGAGUCAGGAGAUUAUACAGCUGGCUAGCCAUUCCCCUGGCUGAUAAUUCUGGGAGGAGGUAGAAUGUUUUGGUUUUUUUGUUUGUUUGAUUUUGGUUUUUGUUUAUUUGUUUUGAUCCUGUGGGAAACAGAAAUGAUCCCUCAAUGAGGUGAAAUAGUGAAAAACCUUUCUCCAUCUUUUAUUAUUCUGCUUUGGGAGGAAAAAUUAAAGAUGCCAGAGGAAACUACAUCUACAAAUCCAAAGGUGAGAGGAGAGCGUAUCUCCCGUGUGAUGAGGUGUGCUGCCUCCCCCCCACCACACACACACACAUGAUUUGAUUUUUAAGCCCAGGGGAGCUGGAGGUUGUAGAAUCCUUGACCUUUAAGCUUUUCCUCAAAUCAAAAGCCAGUCAGCCUUUCCCACAGCAUCUGCUCAACUGCACCCAGUUCCCCAGCUGCCUUCUCCCUAUCCUCACCCUUCCCUAGGGCCCCUCUUCUGUAUAAUAUGAGGCCCAUGUCUGUCACAAGAUGCCCUGGGGCAUCUUGUAUCUCUGAAAACUAGUUACUGGAUAAGUUGGUAUUUUGUAAUAGAAACAGCCACGGUCUAACCAAGCUUUGAUAAUCAGAAGGGACAGUCCCCUUGGGCUGGUAAUCACGCUUGAUAUUAUGAGGUUGAAGUCAGUUUGCCAUUUUAUGUAGGCAUGCUCCCUGUGGCAGGUGCCACAAGCCUUCUUCAUGUUUGUGCUAUGGACCAACUGACACACUCAGGAUCAAAAAAUGUAGGUGGCAUUCUUAUUUCUCAGUUCAACAUAGAAUUCAAAAAGCUAAGAGAAAGAGGAAGAAAGAGAAGCCUAAACAUUAUAUGAGAUUUAACUAGAGAUGGAUCAACCAUAAAUAGUUGGAGGCACACACGUUGAAUGAGGAAGAAUUUGAGAGCUGUGGUGUAGGCCCACCUCUGCCACCUUGCUAGUUACAUGACUUUGGACAUGACCUCUCUAGGUCUCAGUUUGAAUGAGAGGUUAGACCAGAAUGAUUUCUAACUUCCUUUCAGCCUUAGCAGUCAAUAAUGCUAAUUUUUGUGAUACAAGAAGCUGAGUCAAAGUUGGCAUUGGUAAGAGCACAACUGAGUAAGAAAAACUCAUCAGAAUUCUUGAAAGGGAAAAGAAGAAAGGAGAGAAAGAGGGAGGGAAGGAGAGAUGGAGGGAGGGUGGGAGGAAUAAAAGGUACUGAUUCAGAAGUCUCUUUCACACACACAAACACACAUACAAGCACACCAUCACACACACGCAUGCACGCACACCACAC
Messenger RNA from Nannospalax galili (Upper Galilee mountains blind mole rat), 6776 nucleotides. RefSeq names its product tenascin R (gene Tnr). Gene Ontology annotation, molecular function: protein binding. NCBI's taxonomy places the organism in Eukaryota, Metazoa, Chordata, Mammalia, Rodentia, Spalacidae. The transcript has 23 exons. The record is from RefSeq and is a predicted model, not a curated record. The coding region runs from base 484 to 4560 and encodes 1358 amino acids.